AUGGCGAACGUCGUCAUCUUGCCAGGCUCCGGAUGCGCGCCGACGAUGCAGUGUAACUACUACGCCUGGCUCAAGAGCGCCCUGGUGGAGCGAAACAUCGUGCGCGACGUUCGAGUCACGACGCCGGCAAUGCCGGACCCACAUCUGUGCAGACAGAAAAUUUGGAUCCCACACUGCGAAGACGUCCUAAAGUGCGACGAAGAAUCGAUCGUCGUCGGGCACAGCUCGGGAGCGGUGUGUGCGCUCCGAUUGGCGGAGCGAAGGAGGCUCAGGGCGAUCGUUUUGGUCGCCGGGUACGACGACGACUUGGGCGACGCCAACGAGCGGGCGUCGGGUUUUUUUGACAGCGCAUUCGAUUACGAAAAGAUCAAGGAGAACUGCAGCGGAAGGAUCGAUUGCGUUAUCGGGCUGAGGGACGGAUUAGUUCCGGCGGAGAUGCAGAGAGAGUUGGCAAGUAAGCUCGGUGUGCGCGAGCCGACGAUUUGCGAGAAGCGAGACCACUUCUUCACGCCCCCUGCUGAGGAGAUUAUCGAGUCGAUCAAGCGUUUCGUGUGA
Ostreococcus tauri is the source of this 555-nucleotide messenger RNA. RefSeq names its product unnamed product. The record is from RefSeq and is a predicted model, not a curated record. Gene Ontology annotation, molecular function: hydrolase activity. Lineage: Eukaryota; Viridiplantae; Chlorophyta; Mamiellophyceae; Mamiellales; Bathycoccaceae. The coding region runs from base 1 to 555 and encodes 184 amino acids. The transcript has a single exon.